CGGCGAUAACGCCGAGUGCCGUGUACAAGAUCUCCCUUUACGCUCCAGCAACAUGGCGGAUCAAACUGAACGUUCGUUCCAAAAGCAGCCAACUGUAUUCCUGAACAGGAAAAAGUCGCUUCCUAGUAAAAAGAAGAAGGGUCUGCGUUACUAUAAGAAUGUUGGUCUUGGGUUCAAGACGCCCAGAGAGGCAAUUGACGGCACAUAUAUUGACAAAAAGUGCCCGUUCACCGGAAAUGUGUUCAUCCGUGGAAGAAUCCUCACUGGAAUCGUUCUGAAGAUGAAGAUGCAAAGGACGAUUGUAAUUCGACGAGACUAUUUACACUACGUGCGAAAGUACAACCGGUUCGAGAAAAGACACAGGAACAUGUCUGUUCAUCUGUCACCGGCGUUCAGAGAUGUCCAGGUGGGUGAUGUUGUAACCGUCGGUGAGUGCCGGCCACUUAGCAAGACUGUCCGCUACAAUGUGCUGAAGGUGACCAAGGCAGCAGGCAGCAAGAAGUCCUUCUCAAAAUUCUGAUUGUACUUGUAAAAAAUGGCUGCAAUGAUCAUAUAAAAACAAAAGUAAAAUAAUCAGCGACCA
Molecule: messenger RNA, 583 nt
Organism: Priapulus caudatus
Lineage: Eukaryota; Metazoa; Priapulida; Priapulimorpha; Priapulimorphida; Priapulidae
Product: 40S ribosomal protein S11-like
Exons: 4
Coding region: 53-520 (155 amino acids)
Biological process (GO): translation
Cellular component (GO): cytosolic small ribosomal subunit; ribosome
Molecular function (GO): structural constituent of ribosome
Source: RefSeq, a predicted model, not a curated record